AUGUCUUACGGCACACGCGCUCUUCACGUCAACGGGAACGGAUCUGUGAGGGACUUUCACACCAACUCCAAGCCCAGCACCAGCAGCAGUGUUGGGGGGAAAUCUAUCCCCCAUGGAUUGGCUUCCUCCUCCUCUUCCUCCUCCUCCUCCUCCUCCUGUUCUUCCAUCUCCCACUCUAUCAGCCGGCCCACCAUGAUCCCAGACCAGGACAAGCGACAGAAGCUUUCUUUCUUCAUCGGACAAGGCAAACCCAACCGCCCGUCCUCCUCCUCCUCCUCCUCUUCCUCCUCUUACAGCCAGCCUUCCUCGGCCAGCUGCUCCUCCUCCUCUUCCUCCUCCAGCUCUCUCUCCUCCUCGCAGUCUACCUCAGACGUUCGCUUUGUUCCGCGUCAGCUAAACCACGUUAACGGCACGUCCCGCAGUAACGGCGGUCACCACGCGGGAGGAAACGGAGCGUCGUUCUUGGUGCCGUACGGCCAGGAGUCCUCGGAGGAAUCGGACCAGGAGAACUCUGGCUCUCUGGAUAACGGCGGAUUAGCAAAGUCUCUCCUCAACGGAAACAAGAGAGCGGGAGAGACUUCCUCUCAAGCCACAAACGGAGACUCGGGAGCGCAUCACAACGGGUUAAACGGACCCACCAAUGGCCUCUCUAAAUCCACUCAAAAUGGCCACCAUAACGGACACCACAAAGUGAAUGGACACAACACCCCUAAUAAGCUCUCUGGCAGUAAUCAUGACACUUCAUCCUCUGUGGCUACGGCUGUUUCUAAUGGACACAGUGAUCACAGUCAAACAAGCCAAGAGGCCCAUAUUGCUGCUUCCUCCCUGGCCAGUUCCUCUCAGAGCCCCCAUCCCGCUGCCAGUGAAACCCAGAGCGCCCCCCCUCCUGACGUAAGGGCUACAACUGUGUCUGAACCCCUGCCUCCGCAAGCACCAUCCUCCUCUCCACCUUCAGCUACUCCAACAAACACUCACCCCGUCACGUCCAGAGAACCUGCUUCUUCCUCCUCUCCUGCCCCGCCGCACAGCAUCCCUGCAGCCUUACCCCCCCCGACAGACGACUCCCAAAACACCAACGGGACGUCUGCAGCUCCACAGAGGAUUAGCCGAGGUGAAGAGGAGGCAAAGGCUCUACCGAGGACUCGUGAUCCGUCAGCAGGGACUGAAGGACGCGCCGACGCUAAGGAGCAACCCCAGUCCAAGCCCAGUUCUAGAGGAGGGGAAAGACAAACGUCCCGGGACAGAGAGAGAGACUGGAGCAGAGACAAGGACAGACACUACAGGGACAGGAGCCCGGUGCGAGAGAGAGACGGAGACAGACAUCGCUACAGACGAGAUUCUCGGGAUCGUUCUCGGGAUCGUUCUCGGGAUCGUUCUCGGGAUCGCCACCAACACCGCUCGUACAAGGACCGCUUGGUUCCGUACAACCGGUCCUACAGGGACUGGGACCCUGAUCGUCGCAGGGACCGGCCUUUCCUCACACCCAGGGAGCGGGAGCGGAACAAUUACAACUCCAGAGAUGAUUGGGGUCACGAGCGGAGGGGAUACGGUCACUCGUACCGAGAGGAUAGGAGCCGGCGGCCGGAGAGCAGAGAGUCCCGUCGGCCGAUGAAGGAGAGGAGCACCGGCAGGGAGAGGGGUUAUUAUUCGUGGAGAGGGGAGACUUCCUCGCCAAACACAGAGACCUCAGAAAAGUCAAAGGGUUCCCCCCCUCGGGAGCGUCCAAACACAAAUGAGUCGCCUCCGAACAAGGAGGAUCACAAGAGGAACGCCGAUCCUCCGAGCAAGGAGAGGGAGGACAGCUCUGAGACUCGGUGCUCGAAAAAACACAAAAAGAACAAGAAGUCAAAAGAUAAAGAGAGACACCGAGAGAGCGGACACCCCCUCCCCCCGACUCGCGCCCCCUGCGACGAGCGACGGACGGACACUAGACACGCGGCGGCAAAAAAGUCACUCUCAUUGGCAACACCAACAACGCAGGAACGACGCAGCAUACAUACCAGAGGAACGACGGAGAGGGAGGAGGAGCGCCUGGGAGCUGCCAGGCCGACGGAGGCUGAGGCGACGCGGAGGAGGCCGAAGAAGAAGGAAGAAAAACCCCAGUCGCCGAGCCAGACUUAG
Notothenia coriiceps (black rockcod) is the source of this 2121-nucleotide messenger RNA. RefSeq names its product serine/arginine repetitive matrix protein 5-like. The record is from RefSeq and is a predicted model, not a curated record. Bases 1 to 2121 code for a protein of 706 amino acids. The transcript is spliced from 5 exons. NCBI's taxonomy places the organism in Eukaryota, Metazoa, Chordata, Actinopteri, Perciformes, Nototheniidae.